AUGGCGGACCAAAAUGAGAUCGAUUUGGAUUCGAUCAUUGACAGACUGUUGGAGGUGAGGGGCAGCCGUCCAGGCAAGCAGGUUCAACUGCUCGAGUCGGAGAUUCGUCACCUUUGCACCAAGGCCAGAGAGAUCUUCAUUUCGCAGCCUAUACUUUUGGAGUUGGAAGCCCCGAUCAAGAUAUGUGGCGAUAUUCACGGCCAAUACUACGAUCUCCUGCGCCUGUUUGAGUACGGCGGUUUCCCCCCCGAAGCCAACUAUCUGUUCCUUGGCGACUAUGUAGACCGAGGCAAGCAGUCUCUCGAAACCAUCUGUCUACUUCUUGCAUACAAGAUCAAAUACCCAGAGAACUUCUUCGUCCUCCGCGGUAACCACGAGUGCGCCUCCAUCAACCGUAUCUACGGCUUCUACGACGAGUGCAAGAGAAGAUACAACAUCAAGCUGUGGAAGACCUUCACAGAUUGCUUCAACUGUCUUCCGAUUGCUGCGAUUAUCGAUGAAAAGAUCUUCACCAUGCACGGUGGCCUCAGCCCCGAUCUCAACUCUAUGGAACAGAUCCGUCGUGUCAUGCGUCCAACAGAUAUUCCGGAUUGCGGUCUCCUCUGCGAUCUCCUCUGGUCCGAUCCCGACAAGGACAUUACCGGCUGGAGCGAGAACGAUCGAGGUGUAUCCUUCACAUUCGGCCCCGAUGUGGUCUCGCGGUUCUUGCAAAAACAUGACAUGGAUCUUAUUUGUCGAGCGCACCAAGUAGUCGAGGAUGGUUACGAAUUCUUCUCAAAGCGGCAGCUGGUAACGCUUUUCAGCGCACCAAACUACUGCGGAGAAUUUGAUAAUGCCGGAGCUAUGAUGAGUGUAGACGAGAGCCUUCUCUGUUCAUUCCAGAUCCUUAAACCAGCCGAAAAGAAACAAAAGUACGUCUACGGAGGCAUGGCGCCUGGCAGACCCAUCACUCCUCCAAGGAAGCAGAAGAAAAAGUAA
Molecule: messenger RNA, 978 nt
Organism: Microsporum canis CBS 113480
Lineage: Eukaryota; Fungi; Ascomycota; Eurotiomycetes; Onygenales; Arthrodermataceae
Product: serine/threonine-protein phosphatase PP1
Exons: 4
Coding region: 1-978 (325 amino acids)
Cellular component (GO): cytoplasm; nucleus
Molecular function (GO): protein serine/threonine phosphatase activity
Source: RefSeq, a predicted model, not a curated record